AUGGUAAACUCCCCGUACUUGAAAAAAGAUCUACACAACAUCGAAAGCCUUCAAACAGCAUUACAAUGGAUACCAUCUCAUUGCGGAAUCAAGGGAAACAAAAAUGCCGAUCUGCUAGCAAAGGAGGGAGCCAAACAACAGCAAUAUGAAAACCAAGUUAGCUUCUCAGAGAUGAAAACCAUCAUCACAUCACUACACAGAACCCCUCAACAACAAGACAGCUAUAACCAACUGGCUAGACCUGAGCAGACGAACAUCUUCAGACAUAGGACAGGACACAACAGACUCAACCAACAUCUGCAUAGAGUCAUGAAAGUCAUACCAUCACCGAUGUGUACAUGUCGAGAAGCUGAUCAGAAUACAGAACACCUCAUACAACACUACAGAAUACACCAGGCACUGAGAAACAACACAUGGCCAACACCAACAACGUUAUAA
Molecule: messenger RNA, 438 nt
Organism: Saccostrea cuccullata (small rock oyster)
Lineage: Eukaryota; Metazoa; Mollusca; Bivalvia; Ostreida; Ostreidae
Exons: 1
Coding region: 1-438 (145 amino acids)
Molecular function (GO): RNA-DNA hybrid ribonuclease activity; nucleic acid binding
Source: RefSeq, a predicted model, not a curated record